Teleopsis dalmanni is the source of this 1352-nucleotide messenger RNA. RefSeq names its product leucyl-cystinyl aminopeptidase-like. Gene Ontology annotation, cellular component: cytoplasm. The transcript is spliced from 3 exons. Gene Ontology annotation, molecular function: peptide binding; zinc ion binding; metalloaminopeptidase activity. Gene Ontology annotation, biological process: peptide catabolic process; proteolysis. Lineage: Eukaryota; Metazoa; Arthropoda; Insecta; Diptera; Diopsidae. Bases 87 to 1352 code for a protein of 421 amino acids. The record is from RefSeq and is a predicted model, not a curated record.
GGUUCGCUUAUAUUUUAAACAUUCUACAGUUAAACGGCAUAAUCGUCUUUGCAGUAAAAAAUUGUUAAUAAAACAUUUAUAAAGCAAUGUGUAGUGCGCGUCUAAAUUUUCAUACUAUCGGCAACACAGUCCUUAUUCUAAUUAUUUUUAUUGGAUUUUCUGCCGGGCUACGUCCAACCAACUUAUUGAAAACUACAGACAAUACAACUCGACAAACACCAAGACGUUCACUGCGUCUGCCAAACAGCACAUUUCCAUUACAUUACGACUUACAUAUAAAUACAAGCAUACAUUUAGAGGAUUUUGUCUAUAUCGGAAAUGUGACCAUUGACAUUGAGAUUAGAGAGUCCACAAAUGAGAUUGUCAUGCAUGCAAAGAAUUUAAGUGAUUUCGAGAUUAUCGUCUAUGAGUUACCAAGUGGCGAUGUGGUUACAGAUCUAACACACUCGUACGAUCCAUUCAGCCACUUCUUGAUUAUACAUCCUAUUCAACGUUACGUUGCCUUCGAGGCGGGUCAACUGUACCGUGUGCAAAUCCUCUUCAAGGGGCUUUUACAUAGCACAACUUAUGGCUUCUAUUGGUUUUCCUAUAACGACCAAAACAAUCGAACUGUUUACCAAGCAGCAACACAAUGUGAACCGACCAGUGCACGUUUGGCCUUUCCAUGCUAUGACGAACCAGCAUUCAAGUCGAAUUUUACAAUACACCUCACACACAGCGAUAUCUACACGUCCAUCUCCAAUAUGCCGGUGCGGCAGUUGAUACGACAUGAUGAAAGUAAUUUGGUUACAACAAGUUUCUAUCCUACACCGCCGAUGUCCACUUAUCUGGUGGCAUUUGUCAUCUCGAAUUUCGAAUACAUAUCGGAAGAAUAUCGUAAUGUAACACAACGCAUUUUUACUUCGCCCACAAUAGAGGAUAAAGGACACAAUGCACUGAAGAAUGCUGUGCGUGUGGUAGCCCAGCUGGAGGACUACUUUGGCAUUAAGUAUUCAUUGUCAAAACUGGAUCACAUUGCAUUGAACAAAAACUACGGUGCUGCCAUGGAAAAUUGGGGUUUAAUUACUUAUAAAGAGGAUACGUUGGUACAUCAAAAUGAUGCUGAUGUACAUAAAAAACUAAAGGACAUUCUAACACAGAACCAUGAAAUUGUACAUCAAUGGUUCGGUAAUUUAGUUUCGCCCGAAUGGUGGACGUACGCUUGGAUUAAUGAGGGCUUUGCUACGUACUUUGCAUACAUUUUGACAGAUUUGGUGAGUUUUGGCGAACAUUUGUUAUCUAUGUAUCGUGUGUAUAGUAUUGUAGAGAUGACCUACUCCAGGAUGAAAGCCUUGCACUUGACAGCUAUUUAA